Molecule: messenger RNA, 2968 nt
Organism: Chilo suppressalis (striped riceborer)
Lineage: Eukaryota; Metazoa; Arthropoda; Insecta; Lepidoptera; Crambidae
Source: the annotation of a GenBank genome assembly
CCGCUACGAAAGGCGCUCGCUACGAGGCGUCUACGGCGCUCGCUACGAAACGAGCUACGAGUCUCUUACAUCGAACUUUGAAAAAGUAAUUUAUAGCAGUGAAUUUUAGAAAAUAAAUCCAUAGUUUCUAUCUUAAAGUAUUAACAAAAAUGUGAUUGAUUAAGAUUAAGGAUACGAUUUAAUAUGUUAAAAACGAUUGUUGAUAAAAGAAAAACUUUUUGAGUGAGGACUCAGUGAAAAGUUUUUUUCCAAUUGAAGAAGUAUACAGAAAAUAUAAUUGCAUCUCUGAAAACUGAAAAUAAAAUAAUCGAUACAGCUGCGUUUCCACAAAAUGAGCACAAUCUUCAAAUGGCAGAUUCCGAAAAGGCUAUCUAACAAAAGAAACAUGGCAUAUGAAAAAUUACAUCGUCAAGGAAUUAUAUCAAUUCAUAUGAAGAAAUAUUGUGGGAAUUCUCUGACUGAACACUUUGAAAUAACAGAACAAUUCCAGUUUAAUGUUCUUGCAAACAAUGCUACGUAAAAUGUAGCCGAGUGAAUGGUCAAAAUGGGUCAAACACAAACGCACCUGGAUUCCAACUAUACAUCGGAGAAUUAUUCGGACUUAUAUGACAUGAUUGAUGACGUCAGCUACGAUGGUUGUGCUGUAGCUGACGAACCAAAAUAUCCAAGCAGCUUUGGAGUGACUUUAGCCGUCCCAGAAUGGGAAGCAAUUUGUACAGCGAUAAUAUUAACCCUUAUAAUUAUUUCAACUAUAGUAGGUAAUAUUCUUGUGAUUCUUAGUGUAUUCACAUACAAACCACUACGAAUCGUGCAAAAUUUCUUUAUUGUAUCACUAGCUGUUGCAGAUCUGACUGUUGCUAUUUUAGUGUUGCCGCUUAAUGUGGCGUACUCGAUCUUGGGGCAAUGGGUUUUUGGGAUAUACGUCUGCAAAAUGUGGCUAACUUGCGAUAUAAUGUGUUGUACCUCAUCUAUCCUGAAUUUGUGCGCAAUAGCUCUCGAUCGCUACUGGGCCAUUACGGACCCUAUAAAUUACGCACAAAAGAGAACACUUGAAAGGGUCUUGUUAAUGAUCGGCAUAGUUUGGGGGCUUUCAUUAAUUAUAAGCUCUCCUCCGCUGCUUGGAUGGAAUGACUGGCCUGAUGUGUUCGAACCUGACACACCUUGUCGAUUGACGUCUCAACCUGGCUUUGUAGUUUUUUCUUCGUCUGGCUCCUUUUAUAUACCAUUAGUGAUAAUGACCGUAGUAUACUUUGAAAUAUAUUUAGCGACGAAGAAACGUCUAAGAGAUCGCGCUAAAGCCACUAAAAUAAGCACUAUUUCGAGUGGUCAAAACCGAUUUAAUACAAAAGAUGACCAAAACGACCAAGAUUCUGUAAGCUCAGAGGCAAACCACAACGAACAUCAAGGUGCCACUCGAUUAGUGACUGAUAACGAAAAGAAGAAAAGGACCAGAAAACUGACACCAAAGAAGAAACCCAAAAAGAAAUAUUGGAGCAAAGAUGAUAAGUCUCAAAACAAAUUAAUCAUACCAAUUCUGUCCAAUGAAAACUCAGUAACUGAUAUUGUGGAUAACGAGAAUCGGAACACAUCUUCUGAAAGUAAUUCUAAAGACACCAACGAAGAUAAACUGAUAGAAUCAGCGGAACCGGUGUCGACAAAACCCAAAAAGCAAGUCAGACCAAAUCAACAGAACACGGUCUAUCAGUUUAUAGAAGAAAAACAACGGAUAUCUUUAACCCGUGAGCGGCGAGCUGCCAGAACUCUAGGUAUCAUAAUGGGGGUAUUUGUUGUAUGUUGGCUGCCUUUUUUCGUAAUUUACCUAGUAAUACCAUUCUGUGCGAGCUGUUGCUUAUCGAAUAAAUUCAUAAACUUUAUAACCUGGCUUGGAUAUGUGAACUCUGCACUAAAUCCUCUGAUAUACACUAUAUUUAAUAUGGAUUUCAGAAGGGCGUUCAAAAAAUUGCUCUGUAUAAAACCAUAAUUAUGUGUUGUGCCAAAGACUGUGUUAGUUUUGCGCUUCUUAUAAUGAAAGCCGCUGAUUUGCUCAAAUUAAAAUUUUCAUGACAUUACACGUAUGUAGAUUAAUAAUCAAUUAAUAGUGACGAUACUGUUCACUGGUAGGUUAAAUUAAGUUAGUUAAUGUUAUGACUGUUUAUAAUAAUGGAAUUACAGUAGUGGGUAGGUGCAUUUGCAUGUAAAUAAAUCAUUGAUCCAUUAUUAAUCUUGGAAACUCUGGAUAUUGAUUAGUAUUGGAAUAGAUUAACCUAGAAGUAUAACUGUAUACUAAAAGUGUACAUAAUUUCACGGGUUCUGUCGUGCAUAGCACGGUCACUAAGAGUUUAUAACAUGUAAAUUAGUAUAAUCUCAUUAUACCGAAUUUAAUAUUAACUAAAUAUUACUUCCAACGAAAGUAAUCUCAUGGCGAUUACGGCACUAAAUUUAAUCAUUACCUGUACAUACAUAUCUCUGUCCGUGUAAAUAAAAUUAGUAGAAUGUUUGUAUAAAUUCAAAGAACAAUACGGUCUAAAUCAAAAUUGUAACUAUACUAAUCAAUGGAUUUGUUUUGAUUUUGCAAUUAGCACUUACAAUUAGAAAUCUAAAUGGAUGAUUUUAUUAAGUUCCAUCUCAGGGCGCUUGUUAAUGAGACUAUUUCUACCCGGGUCUUGGCAUGGUUUUAAACCAUGUCUAAGUCCGGUCUUCAGUUACGUAUGGGACACUAAAGAGGUUUGUUAACGACACCGGCGCUAGCGAUGAUUUGGGGUCGGUACAAACCGUUUUCGUGAACGAGCUUAGCCGGUACCGGCCCAGAUAGAAAUCGGGUAGAAACCGCCUCGUCAACAAGUACCCUAAUGUGGUUUAAUUUACAAAUUAAUGGUAUCCCUUUAAAAUAAUUUGAGCCCUUAUUUGAAAGGGAUAUUGAGGUGACGAUGGUUUUUAUUCACUUUCCUCGAUUUAAAUAAAAUAUUUG